This is a messenger RNA of Rubroshorea leprosula, 1728 nucleotides long. Lineage: Eukaryota; Viridiplantae; Streptophyta; Magnoliopsida; Malvales; Dipterocarpaceae. The record is from the annotation of a GenBank genome assembly.
GGCAACAACAGCAUAGAGGAUACAUUUCCUCAUUGGUUGGAAUCUCUACCAGAGCUUCAAGUGCUUGUCUUAAGGUCCAACAAGUUCCACGGUUUUGUGCAGAGCACCAAAGAAAGUCCAUCUUUUCCCAAGUUGCGAGUUUUGGACCUCUCCAGCAAUUAUUUUGUUGGUGCUUUGCCUGUUCGGUACAUUGAAAAUUUUAAUGCGAUGAUGGACCCUCAUAAAGAUGGUGGUUCCCCUAAAUACAUGAUGGUGUCGACAGGAGCCGAUUCUUAUCAGUAUUCACUAGUUGUGACAUGGAAGGGAUUCGACUAUGAGCUGCAGGGAAUUUUGACCGUAUUCAGUAGUAUUCAUCUCUCAAAUAACAAGUUUGAGGGAGAAAUUCCAGAUGUUAUUGGAAAGCUUAGUUCUCUCAAAGGGCUUAAUCUUUCUCAUAACAACCUUACUGGUCAGAUCCCACCGUCACUAGGGAAUUUAACGAAUCUGGAAUGGUUGGAUCUCUCUUCCAACGAGCUGGUGGGGAAAAUUCCUGAUGAAUUGGUAUCUUUGACACAACUCUCUGUAUUGAAUCUUUCAAAUAAUCAUCUUGUCGGACGCAUACCACAGGGCAAUCAGUUCAACACCUUUGGAAAUGGUUCUUAUGAAGGAAACCUUGAACUGUGUGGAAUCCCAUUGUCAAAAUCUUGUGGUGGAAUUGGGACACCGCCGAGCUCCUUCCAAGAAAAAGAUGAGUUGUGGAGAUUUGAAUGGAGAGUUGUGGUGUUAGGCUAUGGAUGUGGAGUUGUUUUUGGUCUGCUGAUGGGAUAUCUUGUCUUCCGAACAGGAAAACCAAAAUGGUUUGUGUCUUUGUUUGAUGGCCGACCAAGUCAAAGCGGAAGGAAGAUGAGGAAAGCCAGAAGACUUGUUCAAAGAAGAAGCUAGUUGCAGAGUUGAUGUUUUGGAGCUUCUGAUUUAAUGUUUCCUGAAUAAGUGCUUUUCGAUGAUGCUGGUUUCUACUGUGUUUAUAUGGUUCAUAUUAACUUAUAGAAGAACAGAUUUUUUUUUUUUUUUUGAAUAUCACCAAGCCGUCAAGAAACUUUGAUCUCAUUGGUGAUUCGAUGCUAAAUUGUGUCAGGUUUGUGAGCUGAAUCGUUGGUUAGUGUUCUUUCCCUGUUAUCCACAAGCUGCUGCAUCUUUAUGGUGUUAAGAUACUGCUUUAUUUCAUUAUUUUUUGCACUUUUAAGAUUUCUGACCUAGUUCCCUGUAUUUGUCUCAGAGCCAUUUUAUGGUACAAUUUGCUUAUACAAUAGGGAGAGAAGAGAAAAAUUGUCAGAAGAUUUCUAUUUUAGCAUUCUACCAACUGAAAUGCAGGAUACUAAUAAAGUAUCUUCAAAACCUCGUGUACUUUUCUAUUUAGAUGCUCUGUCAGCAUCUAUGUGUCUACUAAUCCAAUUAGAGAAGCCUGCAACAGAAGAAGGGGGAGUGACUCCUUCUGUUUAUUCAUGUAAAGAACCUGUAUGUAUGAAGAACUUAUAUGUUUCCAUCUUGUUCAUCUUCAAUCUGACCUCUGAUUAAAUGUGACAAAAUUUAUCUUUUGUUGGCUUGCUUGUUACCUGGCAGCAAGAUUUUGACCUGUUGGCUUGGUUGUUAUCUCGCGGCAAGAAUUUUAACUAUCGCCCCCUCAUCAUCUGUCUUUCAAUUGGUUUUUACUGUAGUUCUUACUGUGGAAAAUAAUGGCUCUGCAUCUGC